Messenger RNA from Guillardia theta CCMP2712, 2071 nucleotides. RefSeq lists its product as hypothetical. The transcript is spliced from 15 exons. The record is from RefSeq and is a predicted model, not a curated record. Bases 9 to 1868 code for a protein of 619 amino acids. NCBI's taxonomy places the organism in Eukaryota, Cryptophyceae, Pyrenomonadales, Geminigeraceae. Gene Ontology annotation, molecular function: L-tryptophan 2,3-dioxygenase activity; heme binding; metal ion binding.
UGAUCGCCAUGGAUGCCAUGCUCGUUCAGUACAUCCGCCGUGGUACUCCUUCCAGCCUCAGGACCCUCCAGCAGGAUGCGCUCUGGACGGGGAUCCUGUGCGGAGGGUGCGUCAUCCUGCUACAGCGGAUGAACGUGCUGGAUCUGAUUCAGGGACCGGGGACAUGGAAAGAGCAUGCUGUGUGGUCGCUCAGGGGGAUCCUGUCGAGGCUGCGGCAGGUGUACAAGGGCCUCUUCCAACCCAACAAGCCCCCGGUGUUGAAGAUGCGGCAAGAUGUUCCUCCGUCCUUCUGGGACCCUGAGAGUCUUGGUAGCCCGUUGAUGAUCGGACCGGAUGUGCCUCCUAGCACGGGGUCGCUCAGCGAGCCCCUGGUGUCGGGGAUGUGGAAGGACGAGGAUCUCGGGCGGGGGAUGCGGUGGGAGCGGGAGACGCGUCCUCUGACGCGCCACCCGUCGAAGCAGGACCUCAAGUACCUCAUGGCUCCUCACGGACCCGACAGCCCAGGACGGGGGAGGCCGGACUGGUCGGACAUGCUGCACGGGCUCAAGAGCAGCGGGGGGAAGACCGGGCUGAGCCAGAGGUCGACGGGAGAAUUGUCCGGGAGCAGGAGCAUGGAGAUCUUCCCGGACGAAAUCUCCGAGGCGACUGAAGAGGAUAUCGCCCUGGCUAAGGAGAGGUCGAGAGAGCGGGCCCACAACGCGCGAUCCGCAGCGUCAGUCCGCGUGUUGGACUACCAGGGCUACCUGCAGCUGGACAAGAUUCUCAAGGCGCAGGAGCCCCAGAGCAGGAUCUACGACAUGGAGGUCCACGACGAGAUGCUCUUCAUCAUCAUCCACCAGACGUACGAGCUCUGGUUCAAGCAGGUGCUCCACGAGCUCGACUCCGUCCUCCACAUGUUCAGCAGCCUCCCGCACAAGAGCGUGAAGGAGAUGGACGUCUCCCUCUGCCUGUCGCGCUCCUCCCGGGUGGUUGAGAUCCUCAAAGUUCUGGUCAGCCAGUUCGACGUGCUCGAGACGAUGCACCCCCAGGCCUUCAGCGACUUCCGAGAUUUCCUUUCCCCUGCCUCCGGCUUUCAGAGCAUGCAGUUCCGCCUGGUGGAGAACAAGCUGGGGAUGCGACCGGAGCAGCGGAUCCAACACUCGGGAUGUCCCUACUACCAGCAUCUUGCUCGAGAGGAGGAGCGAGAGGAGGUGUUGGCAGCUGAGCGUGAGGUGGGUCUCUUGGACUAUCUCGGCGAGUGGCUGGAGAAGCUGAUGGAUGAAGUUUUCAACGACUUCGAUUUCGCCGCCUACAUGAAGGAAGCGAUCGAGCAGGCUGCUGUUCAUGAUCGUUCGGCGAUCGAGAGAUUUCCAACAGUGAGAACGUCCAACAGACACGUUGAGAGCAAGGAGAGUGCGCUCAACGGUCUUGAGAAGAAGAGGCUCGCGCACUUGAAACUCUUCGAUGAGCAAAUUCACAACGAACUCAUCAAGAAAGGCAUCCGCCAGUUGAGCUUCAAGGCUACGAUGGCGUGUGUCUUCGUUCAGUCCUUCUCCCAUGAAGCAGCUUUCCAGACAAUUCAGCGAUUCUUGACGAAAUUGAUCGAGAUCGACGAACUCAUAGCAAGAUGGCGGCAGAGACAUUCGAGUCUUGUGCUCAGAAUGAUUGGAAGCAAGGAUGGAACCGGAGGUUCAUCGGGACAUGCCUAUCUCAACGCAGUAAUGCAGAAGUCAAGAAUUUUCGUCGAUUUGUGCCACUGCUCGCACUAUCUCCUCCCUCAACACUCAAUGCUUCCCCUCCCUGCGGAGGUCAAGAGGAGGUUGCAAAUGAGCUUAUCCCGAGCUUCUUCGCAUCCCUUCAUGAACGAGCUAGUCGACUUCAGAGACUAGCAGCAACGCUACCUUCAACCAGCCCCGUCAUCCGCCCUUCUCUUUUCUCUCGUGUAUAUUCUUUGAUCUUCGACCCUCAUUCACGCUCGAUGAAAUUCUUUCUACACUUUAAUCAUUCAAACGUAAAAGUACAUGAUAGAAAACUGUCUCCCGUCGGAAAACUGUCCUCCUCCUCCUCCCCCUCCUCCCCCUCCUCCCCCUCC